AUGCUGGAGGAGCAGACGGAGGGCAACAACGGAGAUGAGCAGGCUGCGACAGUCCAGGACACGAGGCCAGUGUCAGAGGCCACGGUGACGUCGGAGGUAUUCAGCAGCGCAGCAUAUGAUGAGACAACAGCUCGACCAGACCGAGACGCUCUUGAAGCGCUACCUGAACGCGAGCGGAAACACGGAAGGUGCUGGUCGGACAGCUCGCCACGAGCAGCCAGUAGAAGCGUAGAAGAACCCCCUCGGACAGUUGCUCGCCGACCAGAGACCCAAGGCCACGGAGAGCAGCAGUCCAACCAGGAGCCGUGGACCAGUCAGGAGUGGGACACCGAUCGGAGUACGGGCGACGCCUGUAAAGUGGAAGAGUGGAAGAAAAGCGUGUGGAGCAAGACUGAUGACGAGAAGAACUGA
This is a messenger RNA of Prorocentrum cordatum, 411 nucleotides long. NCBI's taxonomy places the organism in Eukaryota, Dinophyceae, Prorocentrales, Prorocentraceae. The record is from the annotation of a GenBank genome assembly.